AUGUUUACCCCUAGGUCAGAACGGGAGCAAUGCCAGCUGGCCCAGCAGAGCAGCCCUGAGCAGCAGCAGGAGGAGCAGGAACAGCAGCAGGAGGAGGCAGCAGCCAUGCCCAGGGGCACCCACGGAGUGUCCAUGGCACCGCCAGGCACCGCCGACCACGAGGAGCAGCUCUGCCGCUCCGUGGAGGGCCAGGCCGCCUCGGACGAGGAGGAGGAGCAGUGGCCGGGGCACCGCGCUCCCCAGCUGGGCCACACAAGGAGGAUCCUGGCCAAGCUCCCUUGCUGUGGCAGUGGAUGUGAUGAAAAGACAUGGAGAAAGCUGCUGUCCUACCUGGAGACCAGCAGCACUGAGGGGAAGGACCCUGUGGAGCUCUUGGGGACAAUCUCCCCCCUCACAGAGCAGCCAGAACCCAAGGGCCACCAAGAGAAAAAACUGGAAACAAGCAUGGAAGAGAUGAAGGGCCCCUGGCUCGGGGAGCUGCAGCAGAAGGUGGAGGAGACAGAAGUGCUGAAGAUGGAGCUGCAGAUGCUGGAGACAGAGAGGGUUCGGCUGUCCCUGGUGGAAGAGAAGCUCCUGGAUGUUCUGCAGCUUCUCCAACAGCUCCGAGGCUUGAACAUAUCGAAGCGAGCCCUGGGGAAAAUCCUGCUGAGCACUUUGGAGUCCUGCCAUGACCCCCAGCCUGGCAAAGCCCAGCUGUUGGAAGUGCUGGAUACCCUUCAGCAGGAGCUGGCAGCCUGUGAACUCUUGCACAAACAGCCCUUGGAGCAGGCACAGAGCCCACGGUCCCUGUCCAACCCCCUGGUGAUCUCCUGCUGAGCCCAAGCAGCCCCAGGACAGCUGGAAGGAGGAAUGAGGAACAUUUGUCCAGCUCAGCCAUGCCUGGACUGGCCAGGAGCGAGCAGUGACACAAGGGAGGAGCAGCAGUCCUGGCUGGGCACAACCCUGCCUUACCUGGGCUGCAGAGCCCAGCCCUGGGGUGCCCCUGGG
This is a messenger RNA of Camarhynchus parvulus, 987 nucleotides long. It is a transcript of the gene EFCC1, whose product is annotated as EF-hand and coiled-coil domain containing 1. The record is from RefSeq and is a predicted model, not a curated record. The transcript has 7 exons. Lineage: Eukaryota; Metazoa; Chordata; Aves; Passeriformes; Thraupidae. Bases 1 to 816 code for a protein of 271 amino acids.